Messenger RNA from Fimicolochytrium jonesii, 1554 nucleotides. RefSeq lists its product as uncharacterized. The record is from RefSeq and is a predicted model, not a curated record. NCBI's taxonomy places the organism in Eukaryota, Fungi, Chytridiomycota, Chytridiomycetes, Spizellomycetales, Powellomycetaceae. The transcript is spliced from 12 exons. Bases 1 to 1554 code for a protein of 517 amino acids. Gene Ontology annotation, molecular function: ATP binding; ATP-dependent protein folding chaperone.
AUGCCCAACCCCAAUCACUCAGCGCUGCUCAUAGCCUCUGGCCACCGGAUUGUCGUAGGAAUCGACUUUGGGACGCUUUCCUGCGCAUUUGUUGGGAAGAUCUCUAAACUCGGUUAUUUCAAUGAUUUUACGAGUGGCCCGAUCAGCUCUCGAUAUACCGCCUUGAAAGAUGCCUUCAACGACGAUGCAGCAGGAACCGGCAAAAUGUUACUCACGAAGAUCAAAUUCCUCGUUGAGCCCAGCACAAACCACAACGCGGAUGCGAACUUGCCCAAUACCAUUGAUGCCCUCGAGCUUGUUGCAGAAUACCUCCAUCAGCUUUUCGAGUACUUGAUGGAAAGGCUCCGGAACACAUUUGGCACCACUUUGCAACCUGAGGACUUGCAGUAUUGCCUCACAGUUCCAGCCAUAUGGAGCGAGCACGCCAAGCAUACCAUGCGGCGCGCCGCUGCCCGUGCGGGUUUGAUUUCGCCCGGUGAGGUCAACAUGCCCCGAUUGAGCGUGGUCUUGGAGCCCGAAGCAGCGGCAAUCUACUGUUUCAAGAAAGUCAAGGAAGCUCCCAUGCGGCCCGGAGAAACCGCUAUAGUCGUUGAUGCAGGUGGAGGAACGGUCGAUAUCGUCGCAUACAGAUUCCAAUCUGGGAUUGAUGCCUCCCAGAAGAUGGUUGAAGUUGCUCCGGGAACUGGCGGUCUCUGUGGGUCCACCUUCAUUGACGAGGUCUUUUUGGACUGGUUGGGAAGCAAAGUGGGCAAGAUGGCCCUUGCGGAUCUCAAGCGCGAGAAAGGAGUUGACUACUUGCAAGACGGAGUCAGCGACAACGUCUAUAUUACUCUGGCGGACAUGCAAUCCUUCUUCGAUCCAAUCGUUGAGCAAGUGUUGCAGUUGAUUGAGAAGCAACUUGACAAGUGUCCCAACAAAAGAUCGGACAAACUCUUCGGGGUUGGAGGCUUCAUGGCUUCCCCCUAUCUUCAGAAAAAAAUCAAAGAACGGAUUUCCGACAAGUGCGGAAUCAUCAUUUUUCCCAGGGACCCUGGCGCCGCUGUCGUGCAAGGCGCAGCUUUGCACGGUUUGAACCCGCAUGCAAUCCAAGCUCGCUUCUCGCGAUUCACGUAUGCCUUCAAGCAUAACCUUGAGAAGCACCAAUUCCUAACAAAAUAUCCAAGGGGUCCGGAACCAACAAGUGCCGACGUAUUCCUCCAUGAGGAGAAAGGGGUUCCCUAUCUUCACGUGUAUCAUCCUAAGAUGACGGCCAACCAGCUGGUGGAAGUUCAGGACUUUUACAGCACCAAGGUUUACCCACUGUACAGCUGGCAGACAUCCCUGACGCUCCAACUCGUCGCAACUGCAGAGGAAUACAAACAGGAGAUGCCAGUCUCUUGCGUAAACGGACAUUUUGAUGUCGGGUCUUUGAUCGUGGACGGCAUCCCUCUCUCAGGCCCAGACCGUUCCGUUAAGUUGACCUUCUAUUUCGGUCUCACCGAGCUCACCGCUAUCGCUCGUGUCAAUGCCACCAAUGACGAAAAACGAAUCUCAGUCAAUUUUUCUACUCGCUGA